CUAUUGAAAGACCUCUCUUCGCUCUCCAUGCAGUAACAUGUCGCCAUCAGUCUCUAUAGCUUAGUUCCACUAAUUCUGGUAAUUUCUAUUCAUACUAUUCUAUAAAAAUCGAUGAAGCGGUCGUCACGUCAUUCAAACAACUCGCAUAUAAUUAUAAACACUCUUGGCAUACUCCUAGCUUGUCCUAGCUGGUACACGAGUAAAUUGAACACUUCCCUAACAAAACCCGCACCGACGAAGUUUCGAGUUCCUUAGAUGUAUUCUUCCGCAAGUUCUAGACGUUCAAGCAACCCAAGAUAUAGUGAUUAUGAAUAUAGGUCCAACUAUCGGAGAGAAUUUGACAAUAAUGACGAAGAAGAUGAUGAAUUAUCGAUAGAACAAGACCAGAAUGAGUUUGAAUAUACUCCGAGACAACUUUCACGUCCAAGAAGCUUUGUUGGAAGAGAAGAAUUCACAGAAAGGCCUGAAUACAACUACCCAAGAACACAAAGACCCUUAAGCUAUAGGAAAAUCGAUCUUAUUGAUAGAGAUAUAAUUGACUAUCCCAGCAAUGUGAGGAGUCGAACUGUUCGACGAGCAAAAUCUGACGUUUUUGAAAGACACACAGAAGAAGAUCAUCUAGACGAAAUGGACAGCUCAAAAAUGCACCGAAGUAGCAUGGAAAACCUUGCUGCUAUAGCGACGCCUCCAAAUGUACGGUCAUUCAAGGAUCAAGAAACGAUGAUCCAAGAAAUCAAGAAAGAAAACUUUGAUUUAAAACUGAGACUUUACAUGGAACAGAAGGAACGAGAGCGCCUUCAUGAGGAAUAUCAGCAAAAAGUUUUAAUUCUUGAAACGGAUCUAACUGAAUCUCUUGAUGAGCUAAGUGAUGCUCUAGAACGAGAAAAGGACUACGAAAUAUCGCUGAAUAAUGCAAGGAGGAGAGAAAAGGCGUUACUCAUCAAACAGCGUCGCUUAGAAGAGACAAUGAGAGAGCAAGACGAGGAGAUCAAAUAUUUAGCGGAGACUAGAUCAACGUUAGAUCUUUCACAGGUUCCUCCAUGUGAUGCUACGACACAAACGGAUCGUCCUUAUUACGAAGAAAGAGGAAUAGAUACAGGGAUAUCAAGGAGUAAGGAAACCUCCGUGCGAAACUCAAGUAGAAGUCGACCGCCUACAAAAGUACCGCCCCAAGAAAAUGCCGUCGAUGGAAAAGGCGGGAACAAACAACCACCUGAAGGAGUGGACUUAUUGAACUGCGCAUCGAUAUCUCGUAAAGAACAAAUUCUAGGAGAGGCAAGAAGAAGGAGAACUCUGAAAUCUAAGAAAGACAAGCAAAGGAGGAAAACUUUAGACGAGAUGCCAGAAGCUGAUCAAACACAAAAAGUCGUAGUCAAAAAGAAAAAUGGUUUGUUUAGUAAGUUGCUUUGCUGCUGUAGUUCGAAGAGAAGUCAGUCCGAAGCUUAUGAGCGAACCAUAGAAAAGGCAUAAAUUUUUAACGAUUGAAAUUUUUUACCGGCCAAACAAAAUCUUAAUUUUCGUUUCUUAAAUUCGACCUUUUGGAGCAUGGAAUAAUGGGGCUCAAUUAGGAAACCAAAUCGAGUCCCAAAAUUUGGCCCACCAAUAUGCACCACCAUGUCCCUCAGUAUCAUUCUAUCUUAGAAUUGAUGAGACAAAUGAAUGCGGGUUUGGUUUUUAUUCCUGCAUGGGAUUAUAGUAUGGCAGAAACAGCUAGGUAUCCGUAUUAAUCUUUACAAAUUAGCUAAACGCAAUCGCAAAGCAUUCACAACCCAUUCACGCGAGGUCUUAUAUUGAUCUCAUCAUAUAGAAUCAUACACCGCGCAGAUUGUACCAUAGAUGAAAAAAUGUUUUGACACAAAGUGUAUUUUAAUUCCGUCAUGAGGUAAAAGUCUUAUUAAUGUUAUUCAUAUAGUUAGUCAUUUUAGCACUUCGGCGAGAUCAUUUUUGAUCUGUCAAUAAUGUGAAUUCGGAUAAAUGACAGUUUGAAUAGAUUUUUUUAAUGUAAAAAUACAUUUUUAAAAUUAUCUUUCCCGAUAAGGAACCGGAAAUAACCGGAAAAGCAAAAGAUUAAAAGCUAAUAGCAUCAAUGUAUUAUUUAAUGUUAAGAAGCAAACGCAUGCAAAAACGGAUCUAAGAAUCAAAUUUAUAUUUCUACGCCAUGUAAUUUGUACAGACGAAUUUCGGUAGCAACCUGAAUAUUCUUGGGAUACUUUACUAAUCGAUGGUGUACAGGCAUUUCUAGAAAAUGAAAUUACGAAAUGACAAAAUAAAAUAGAUAAUGGCCGCCAUGUUGGGGAUGAGAUGCCAAAAAGUUCUUAUCCCGCUUGGUGACGUUGAUGUAAAUCCCACACUAGGAAACUCGGGAUUCGCGCUUAAUAGUCACGUGAUUAUUCCCCGCCUUUUCUCGGAGGAAAUAAGGCUAAUUUUGUCUGUAAAGAAAAGUAAAGGUCAGUGACCGCUUUCUUACAGUGAACAAGAAAAUCGGCUUUAAUGAAUGUUCCCAUUUCGUAUAAUUUCUUCAUUUGAGAUAUCUGAUAUAUUGAGAUAUCAUCAGUAAUCCACCCCUAGAGAUGGCAAAUUUGGCUAUUAUUGUUUGUAUCAUAUUUCCAGAUCCUGUAACGAAAAGUGAAGGUCCGUGACCGCUUGUGUUACAGGAUUGGGAACUAAAAGUCGACAGCUUUAUUUGUCUUCCAACAUGGCGGAGAUUGGUCACGUGACAUUGAUUUUAGACAGUGUCGUCUAAAUAUAGUAAUAAAAACCCAAAAAUAAUAGGUCGAAAAGUCGUAGUAAUAGUUUUUAAUAUGUACAUAUAUUCUUACAAGAAUUGUGGACCAAAUUCAGUAUUUUACUUCUUGCAUUGGAAACUCGGCAAUGCAUUCAUGUAUUCCAUAGUUAUUAGGAGUAUAUAUUAUAUUUGAGCCAUACAUUUAUAAAUAAAUAUAUUAUUAAUAGACUGUAUUUCGUGGAGAGAUUUUUAGUGCUAUAGAUUAUUAGCUGCAAGGGUCCGUAACAGCAAACAAAUAAUUAUCUUUUUCCUCAGACAUAAGGGGUUCAAUUCUCCUGUGAUAAACGGGAUCUUUCUCUUUGUGGAACAACCUGGGAAUACAAAGGAUUGAGAUAUCAAUUAUCAUACGUUCAA
This is a messenger RNA of Actinia tenebrosa (Australian red waratah sea anemone), 3139 nucleotides long. RefSeq lists its product as uncharacterized. Gene Ontology annotation, cellular component: microtubule organizing center. The record is from RefSeq and is a predicted model, not a curated record. NCBI's taxonomy places the organism in Eukaryota, Metazoa, Cnidaria, Anthozoa, Actiniaria, Actiniidae.